Oppiella nova is the source of this 2967-nucleotide messenger RNA. Lineage: Eukaryota; Metazoa; Arthropoda; Arachnida; Sarcoptiformes; Oppiidae. The record is from the annotation of a GenBank genome assembly.
AUGCUAUGGAUGGACAUGUCGUUUACAAUUAGGUCCACAUUUGGUAGGAAUGAGACACAAGUGUUAAACGCAUUGACCGGUUGUGCAGAGUUUGGGACAUUGAUGGCAGUGAUGGGUCCGUCCGGUGCGGGACUCACAACACUCUUGAAGUGUUUCAAUGGACACAACAAUUGGGGGUUAAGUGCGGACUCGAGGGUCCGGUUGUCGAGUGUCACCACAAUUAGGACCACUUUUAUUGGACAAAACGAAAAGGAGUUUUUGAUUAUGGGUUUGACUGCAAAACAAAACAUGAUUUACGCCUCAAAGCUCAAGAACUCGAGGGAAGGCGUGGAAAUGGAUCACGAGAUGAAUCUCAAGAACUCGAGGGAAGGCGUGGAAAUGGAUCACGAGAUGAAUGUGCGGACAGUUAUGUCGGAUCUGAUGCUAACAGACAUAAUGGACACGAAGGCUGAGAGCUGUAGUGGCGGUGAACUGAAACGACUGGCCAUUGCUGUCGAGUUGACGGCUAUUCACAAACCAAACCUUAUUUUAUGUGACGAACCGACCACUGGUUUGGACAGUAAUAUAGCAGAAGUGGUCAUGAAUUGUCUAAAAAGUUUGGUCCAAAAGCACGGCAUAUGUCUCAUCACAUCCAUACAUCAGCCAAACUCAGAGAUCAUUGAAUUAUGCGAUAAAUUGUAUGUAUUGUCAAAAGGAGGGCACUGUAUGUAUUGGGGUUCACCUGAAUUCCUUCCCUACUAUUUGAGAAAACUUCAAAUCGAUUGCACCGAAGAUCAGGUGCCCAUCGAGUCGUUGAUAAAGAUCGGCUCCAAAGGCAUAACUGAUCCAAAAGUGAUUGAAUUGCGAAAUGAGGCCAAUGUUCAGGCAAAACACUCCCGGAGCUGUAUGGAAGUGGUUGACAACGACUUUUAUGUCGAACAGAACUUCUAUUUCAUGUACUUCACGUUCUGGACGUUCAGUUUACUGCAGGUUGUCGUCUCGAUUGUCGAGAAAGUCACCAGGCUCAGUAUAUUUACCAUUGAACACCAUAAUAAAAAUAUAGACCAAACUGAGGAAAGAGAUCAUGGAUUAGAUCCCAUAUACCGGUUGGGUAUCGCAUGGAUUGGACUGACAUUGAAGGCCAAGAAAACACUGUUUUCGUCGGAAAAAGUGAUUCUUUCGGCGAUUCAGGGAUUCAUUGAAUUCGGAUCUUUCAAUGCAUUGAUGGGUCCGUCCGGUGCGGGAAAGACAUCUCUUUUGCGAUCUCUCAAUGGAUUCAAUAGAAAUCUUAUGACCAAAGACUCGCAAAUCUGGUUGAGUCGAGACGUAAAGAUUAGGACCUGUUUUAUAGCUCAGGACCAGAGGGAACACCUAAUUAGUGGACUUACUGUCAAACAGUCCAUCACUUAUGCAUCAAAACUGAAGAACGGCUCCAACAGUGAUGUCGACCACGAGUUGAAUGUCAGGGAACUGAUGGAAGAGUUAGCCAUAAGUGAUAUCUCUGUAGUAAAUGUGGAAAAGUGUAGUUCCGGUCAACAGAAACGUAUAGUAAUGGCUCAGGAGAUGAGCCCAAGAGUCAAACCAAACCUCAUAUGUGUUGACGAACCGACUUCUGGAGUGGACUCCUAUUCCGCUCUUUUGAUGAUUCAGUGCUUCAAACGGUUGUCCCGAAGACACGGCCUAUCGAUCAUCGCAUCCAUACAUCAGCCAAACCUCGAAAUUGUAAUGAGUUUUGAUUUGUUGUAUAUAUUAGCCAAAGGGGGACAGACUGUCUACUCGGGUCGACCCCGGGAUCUGAAACAGCAUUUGACUGAUUGUCAUAUUAUUUGCACCGAAAAUCAAAUCCCAAUCGAAGUGAUCAUCAAAUUAUGUGCAAAUGGUUUGAGGGAUGAGGCGGUGAUUGAGUUGUCGGCGAAAACCAAUGAAGACAUGAAUAAUACAUACCAUAAGAGAGUGAAUAAUGAACUCAUACUUCAAUCAAAUGGUAUUCCAAUGGAAAGAAAAAGCUUUUCAUUCGCAGAGUUUUGGUAUCUAUUGCUUCGAGGGUUGGCCUAUACUUUGGGACACAACUGGAAAUUCAUAGCCGUUCACAUCAUUUGUUAUACCGGUUUGGGUUUGUUCAUGACAUUCCUGUUCAGCUACCAAUUGGACAGACCUUCCAGUUGUCAACCAUUGGUCUCAAACAAUUGCAAUCAAAGUGCCGGCGCUCUCGAGGAAUACAAAAUCUUAGGCAAAAAUCUGGUUUACAUCAAUAUAUAUGCAUUCAUAAUAAUGGUCCUUCAGAUUAUCUACACUUCACUUACCAUUUCCAAUGAGAUCCAAGUCUUUGACAAAGAACACCGCAAUUACUGGUACAGCACUGAAUCGUAUUUUCUGGUCACAACUAUCUUGGACUUCGUGCCAUCGAUGGUCUCUAUAGUUAUCUAUUGUCUAAUCAUUAAUGUCUACGAAAUGGAGGGCACAUACGCUGUCCUAUUAUACUGCCUGUCCAUCAGUGCCCUCUCCUACCAAAGUAUUGGCCAUAUAUUAGGCAUUUGUUUCGGUGAAAGGGCUGUCAUUAUAUCCGUACUCUUACUGCCGAUUUUCAUAUGUCUGAGCGGGUUCUUCAUACCCUCCACAGAGUUUGGACAUCCGGUGAUUGAGUUAUCGCAUGUAGUUCCCAUGAGAUACACCAUAGAAGUGAUACUCAUAUUCUUCUACGGCUUCGACCGGUGCCCUGAAGGACAGGUAUCUUCAAUAAUGCAUAAGUUUCUAUAUACUGACGAUAUGUAUGACAAGAGCCGCAAUAUACUUGUCUACCAAUUGAUCUGUUAUCGGAUCCUAUCGUAUGUGUGUCUUAAGCUUAAAGCCAAUUGGACUUCAAUACAGAUAAUGAUUGAUUGGUUCAGGUCUGUGGGCACCGGUAUAUCUGUCUAUGCAUUUAGAAAGGCUAGAGAGACGGGAGAUAUACAGCUCCGACCAAAAUACACCCAAUUUCAUAAUAAUUAG